This is a messenger RNA of Scheffersomyces stipitis CBS 6054, 1320 nucleotides long. It is a transcript of the gene TFC7, whose product is annotated as transcription factor TFIIIC subunit. The coding region runs from base 1 to 1320 and encodes 439 amino acids. The transcript has 3 exons. NCBI's taxonomy places the organism in Eukaryota, Fungi, Ascomycota, Pichiomycetes, Serinales, Debaryomycetaceae. The record is from RefSeq and is a predicted model, not a curated record.
AUGGCUGUUAAGCAGAUAUAUAUCGCCAGACACGGAUACCGUGCCAAUUGGCUCCCGCUUCCACAUCCACCCAAUCCCACGGGAAUAGAUAGUGAUCCACCUUUGGCACCUCAUGGAGUCGAACAGGCGAGACAGUUAGCUGCUUACUUGACUUCGUUGCCGAGUACCGAUAGACCGCAGUUUGUGGUAUCGUCACCUUUCUACCGGUGUGUGGAGACAGCGGAGCCAAUUUCGGAAAUGCUUUCGUUGAAGGUAGUUCUAGAACGUGGAGUAGGUGAAUGGUACAGAAAGGGACGUAAGGUGAUUCCACAGCCGGCCGAUUACGACCGGUUGACUCGAUUCUUUCCUAAAGUUUUGGUUGACGAGUCCGAAUGGCCCCGUGACACGACCGUAGGUGUGAUUCCAGAUCCCACUGGAGAGUCCAAUGAAGAUAUCUUUGUCAGAGCCAAUGAGUUCUGGAAGCGUUUCUUACCAGUAUUCGAAGAAAAGUAUCCAGAUAUUGAGACGAUAAUGAUCAUCACCCAUGCUGCUACCAAGAUUGCAUUGGGAGCCUCUCUUUUGCGUUUAUCGGGUGUUUUGGACUACAUUGAUGACGAUAACAACACGUUUCGUGCUGGAGCUUGUUCUUUGGAUAAGUACGUACGUACCAGCGACGGCUGGGACAUGAAGAUGAAUGGAAACACCGAGUUCUUAGCGGGUGGAGAGGAGAUGCACUGGGACUUUCGAUCAACGUAUGAAGCGGGCUCCGACGAAGACAUCAAGGCACGGGCAGAGGAAGCUAAGAGGAAGAAAGAACUACAAGAAAAGAAGAGGGAAUCAGACUUCUACGUGACGGUCGAUAUUCCCAUGAUCGGAAAGGCCCAGAACUUUGAGGAUUCCAACAAUUUGGAGACCCCAACUUCAAAAGUCAAUAUUAUCAAGCCGGCAGCACAGUUCCAGAUUACAGAGUUGAAUAACGACAACCCCUUGAUCAAAUUGUCGAACAACAGCACUGCUCCUGGAGUACAGGACACCAACAACGGCAAUGAUGCUAUCAACAGCAUCAAUGUGAUCGACGGAAAGAUCUACGAAACCAGCUGGAAAAAGUUGGUUGGAACAGACUUGAUUUUUGACGACUACGGUGAAUUGAUAGGUAAGGUAACUGAACACUUGACCGUCAAUGAGAACGUGAAGAUUGUACUUAAAGACAGUUCCAAGACCAAAGAAGACAGCGACGAGGAAGAAGAGGUUGACGCGAAUGGCGACCUCAAGACUGCUGGCCAAAGCGCUUUCUUGAAACAUGCCAUUAAGCUCGCUAAGAAGAAAGAAGCGCACUCGUAG